This is a messenger RNA of Linderina pennispora, 771 nucleotides long. RefSeq names its product Six-hairpin glycosidase. The transcript has 2 exons. Gene Ontology annotation, cellular component: fungal-type vacuole. Bases 1 to 771 code for a protein of 256 amino acids. Gene Ontology annotation, biological process: carbohydrate metabolic process. Lineage: Eukaryota; Fungi; Kickxellomycota; Kickxellomycetes; Kickxellales; Kickxellaceae. Gene Ontology annotation, molecular function: hydrolase activity, hydrolyzing O-glycosyl compounds. The record is from RefSeq and is a predicted model, not a curated record.
AUGAAGAUAUCCUUUUCGUUUACUUCGCUGCUGGCACUCUCUUCUCUGGCUACAGGCUCUCUUGCCAACACCUUCCGGUCUGCCAAGUGGGCUGCAAUCCCUCCCGACUACAACACUGACACUGCCUCCAUGUACGAAUCCCAGGCUGCGCCUAUCACUGGCAAUAUGACCAGUUUCUGGAACAACGACAAGAACCUGAUCUUGCCAGCCAUCAACAGCAACGGGGGUGUCGGCAAACCGGCAAAUAUUGAUUCACAAGUGUUCCUGGCUGCGCUACAUGCUUCCUUGGGUGAUGGAUUCUACACUGUCGACUCUGACCAGAUGCUAGCUUCAGUUGUCGCCAAGACUAACGCGUUCAAGCCGCUGUACCCGAUCAACGCUGAUACGGAGGCGACAGUCAACUCUGCCACAAUGCCAAUUGCUACCUGGUCCACAGCCGACAAGGUUACCGUCACCAAGGCGACAGGGACAUUCUUCAAUCAGAUGAAGGAAUUGUAUGGAAUCGGGUUUACCAAUGUGUACGAGGUUGGUGCCACGUAUACCAGUGACUCUGACACAUUUGGUGAGUUCCUGGCCAACACCAUGCUGUCAGGCGACCGUUAUAUGGCACGUGUUGCCCACCAUACGGAUGCAUCGGGAUCGAUGACCGAGCAAUGGCUGCGCGGCGAGGGGACCCCAACUGGCGCUCCAAAUCUGACCUGGCCGUUCGAGGUACACACUUCCGCAGCACGUCACCGUGCAGCUGCAUCGCGGAUUGUGUAUGGCAACUAA